Messenger RNA from Poeciliopsis prolifica (blackstripe livebearer), 1687 nucleotides. Its product is annotated as PRA1 family protein 3-like. The coding region runs from base 2 to 517 and encodes 171 amino acids. The record is from RefSeq and is a predicted model, not a curated record. Lineage: Eukaryota; Metazoa; Chordata; Actinopteri; Cyprinodontiformes; Poeciliidae. Gene Ontology annotation, cellular component: membrane. The transcript is spliced from 3 exons.
GAUGCCGCCGCCGUUAAGGCCAUGGGGAGAGUUCUUCCCCGCCUGGAAAACACCGACCAAUUUCACCGACUUUUACAACAGACUAAACAGCAACCUAUAUUAUUACCAGACUAAUUAUCUGGCAUUCGGUGCUGCUGUUUACAUCAUUGCAGGGUUCAAGGAUCCGCUGGGAGUGGGCAACGGUGUUUUCACAAUGUUGUUUGUUGUUCUGCUCACACGUUGGCUCACAUGUUGGUUCUUAGUACUGCCAUUUAUUGCCAGAUGGAGGAGAAGGAAUCCCAUAACGUUUCUGAUCAUCGACAUUAUAGGCGCUCAUGGAGCGGCUCGUGAGCGUGUCGAUACCACGACAUUUUUGUCAGCAACCAUUAUAUUCCUGGCCGUGACUUUUUUACAUGCCUCCCUUUGCAACCGCAACAUGAACGAGGUGGCGUGCGUUAAAGAAGCUCAGGAUCUGAAGGGGACACCGAUGGGCUUUUUAUUAAGGGCUCGUGAGAGAGAAAGGGAAAAAAACAAAUAAAGGAGACAGAAUGAUUGAAAAACGCACUUUUUCCCCCCAGAAGAAACAAAAAUGCUUUCUCUGUGCUUACUAAUCUUUUUACAUUUUUUCUCUUGAUAUUAAGGAACUGACUGUAACUGACAAACAGCAUCUCUGCUGGUGAAUGUUUUCCACGGCUCUGAGGAGCGUCUCUGUCCUGCACUAAAUCAGUUAUGUGCACCACAGCUACAGGCUUCUUGGUUAAGAAAUCUACAUUAAUCUGUGCAUGUCGGUGCUUGUCGUGAGUAAUUUAAUGCAUAAAAGAAAUACAAUGAAGGCUAACCAAUUUUGACAUUAUAAUGUUCUUUAAUUCUGUUGAAACACUUUUAGAAAAUACUAACAUAAGAUUAGUAUAUUUUUAAAAAAUUCUAUCAAUAGCAACAGAAAACACUAAAAUGCCUCACUCUAUGCAGAUGAUAUUUUGGUUUACCUCUUUGAUCCCUCUGCCUUUUUCAAAGACUUAAUUUUUUUUGUUAAUUUCACGAAUGCUGACAAAUUGGCGGAAUUCCAUUCACACGGUCCACAAAUAUCAACUGUUCAACAAGUGUUUGUGAGGUGAAGUGCCACUAGAAGAAAUAAUGAAAUAAGAAAUAAUGUGAUCGUUGAAGGUUGAACGCAAGAACUGCUCACCACACUUUCUAACUCAACCUCAAAUCUUGUAAGGUGUGUCUCUGUCAGAUAUAUAGAGAUGAAAAGUUUUCCACAUAAUUUUAAAUUCAACCUAAUUGGAUGGAGACUUCCAGAUUAUCAGUUGGAUUCAGGUUUGGACUUUGCGCCAGCAUUAUAUCCCCAUAACCAUAUUUCAUCAUGGUGCAUUCAGGGUUACUGUUUUGAUUGUCUGUAACAUAUUCUCUUGUAUGCUGGCCAAAAUGUUUACUUUUGGUCCCAUCUGACCAAAGCACCAUCUUAUUUGCAUCAAGAGCAUUUGACCAGACCUUGACUUUUCCUGCCUCAUUCUCUGUUUUGAUGCUGUCUGUAACUAAUGUUACCAAUAAAAAACUCAACAGUGUCCUUUAAUAUGCUAUAAAGGUGAUGGGGAUGGAGCUAUUUUUCAGAAAAUAAACAAGAUCUUUUGUUUUUCUCUCCAAGAUCUGCUUUAACAUGUUUGUGUGCUCUUAAAACGGUAUGCUUCAUAAAUAAAGAACAUAAAAG